Messenger RNA from Adineta steineri, 885 nucleotides. NCBI's taxonomy places the organism in Eukaryota, Metazoa, Rotifera, Eurotatoria, Adinetida, Adinetidae. The record is from the annotation of a GenBank genome assembly.
AUGUCUUGUGCCGUACAAGCUGCUUCUGCAUUUAAUGCUCGUACUUUAUCAUCUUUGAAAUCACCACCAAACGUUGUUGUAGUCGGUGGCACAUCAGGCAUUGGUCGUGCAAUUGCCCUUUCAAUAGGUCAACAUUGUCCGUCUGCUUCGAUCACCAUUAUUGGACGAAAUCAAUCUGCUGCUGAUGAAAUAUUAUCGCAAUUAGGUUCAAAAUCAAAGUUCAUUCGUGCUGAUGUAUCUCUCAUGUCUGAAAUUCGAGCUGCUACAAAGAAAAUCGACGCCGUCGAUAUGCUUAUAUUAUCACAAGGUAUCUUGACAUUGGCCGGUCGUACUCCAACAACGGAAAAUAUCGAUAAUAAACUGGCUUUGCAUUACUAUGGACGAGCUCUGUUUGUGAAAGAACUCCUUCCGUUACUUCGAUCAUCUCCGAUUGGUGGCAAAGUACUCUUUAUAUUGGACAGUUUACGAAGCAAUCCAUCGAAAGUUAACUGGAAUGAUAUGUCACUUGAAAAUUCAUAUUCAUUAUCUGCAGCUGCCAAUCAUGCGAUGUCAUUUACUGAUAUCAUUAUACAAUACUACGGUUCACAACCAGAAAAUUCAAACGUAGCAUUUAUACAUGCAUAUCCAAGCGGAGUUAAAACUCCACUAGCCAAUAGUUUACCAUUCUAUGCGCGAUUACCAAUGAAAGCUGCCUUAGCAGCCGGUUUAGGUGUUUCUCCAGAAGAUUGUGCUGAAUAUAUGAUAUAUGGAAUGCUCGGCACAGACAAAGGUUGGAAAUUUAUCGAUAAUAAAGGAGAAGUCGUAACAAAGAAACAUCCGGUACAAGAAGAGAUGCUCCAGAAGGUUGUGGAACACACAUCUCAAAUGACUUCUGCCAAUCAAUAA